UCAGGACACACUGUGCAAGAAGGGCUCUCCAGCAGAGGGCAGUGUCAGUCCAAGAGCAUCUCCCACCUCAUCAGGUCCACGAGCAUCCUGUGCCGUCAGGAUCACGCCACUGAAAACCAUGAAAGGCUCUCCUGACCUGAUUCCUGCUGCAGAUCUGGACCCCAGCAGAGUGUGCAAAGGAAAAGGAGUUGUGACUCUUAGAGCGACCCUGGUCCACAUAGAUGAUGAGGGCUGCAUCAGUGAGGAGCCAAGCGUCAUCACAGCUCCAAGUGGCUGGACAAGCCAGAUUAAUGGAGACAGCUCUAAAGCAGGACUGGCUGAGGGAGGCAGCAACAUCACCGCUGAUUUACCUCCUGUAAACAACACCCAGUGCCAGGCCACUUUAGCCGAAAGCUUAAAAGAAAACCAGGCUCCGUCCUCCAUUGAUGUUCAAAACUGUAUCUCAUCACCCUCCAGCUCGGUCUAUCCCUGCACUAGCUCAGUCAAUCCCACCAUAGUCCUGUUACAACACAACAGAGAGCAGCAAAAGCAUCUUUCUCAUUUGAAAGACCCAACUCCAGAAAGGGACAAAAGCCCUGAUCCUGGCAGAGAAUCCGUGAGUCCAGUUCCUGAUAUGGAAGAAAAGAGGCUGCGACUAUCACUGCACUCACCUGUGUUUAAUCCUCUCAACAAUCCCCCUGUGCCUGUACGGAACACUGAAAAGUCCAAAGACUGGUAUAAGACCAUGUUCAAACAGAUACAUAAAAUACCUGAGCCAAUUGAGGAAAACCCUUACCGCCCCACCUACAUUUUCCCCGAGAACUAUGACACUCACAUGAAAUCAAAAGAUGAUGGCCACACACCCUUUGGUUACUUGGAGGAUGUCAGAGCCGUCCCUCGCUCAAAAAGCGAGAAUGAGGUUGAUUCAAGAGGACGGUCGAUGCCGGUGCCAACACGUUCCUCUUCCCUCAAGCCCUCAGUAAAAAGGAAUGAGUGGGAGCCCCCGGAUAAAAAGGUAGACACCAGGAAGUACCGCGCUGAGCCCAAGAGCAUCUUUGAAUAUGAGCCGGGGAAAUCGUCGGUGCUGAAGCUGGAGAGAACGACUCAGGAUGUAAGUCCAGAAGACAUAGAUUUAGAGAAUGAGCCUUGGUAUAAAUUCUUUUCAGAGAUGGAGUUUGACAAAGCGAGUACCCCCUCUUUCAGUCCCCUGGAAACAGCCUCCGACCUGCAGCAGUACUCCUCGAGUAAGUCUGGACACAGCGAGGUGGAGAAGGACAGAGAAUCACCCACAAGUGAGCCUACGGCUCCAGAAUGCGACCGUCAUGUUUACAAGAGUGUCCUGGAGGGCGGCGACAUACCUUUACAAGGUCUACGGGCCUUAAACAAGCGCCAUGGCAGCUCUUCCUCCUCUAAAGUGGAUUAUAAAGGUGGGAAUGGCUAUAUAAUUUCACCUUGCUCCUCUGUAAAUAGUCGAUCGGUUCUUGCCAGUAAUGCAAUAGGUAACCAGUGUAAGAGCAAGAAGCCUCUUUCUGCUGCCAAGGCCUGCAUACCUCAAAUCCUGCCUUCUAAGUUUAAGCCCAAGCUGCUGCCACCCAGUGGUGACAGUGAGGAGUGCAGGACUAAAACUGUCAAGCACCCAAAGGCCCACAGCUGUGAAGAUAUAUACACAGGGCAAUGUGACACAGACUUUUCUCGAGCAGAUGAAAAACAGAGUGGACAGAGUGGGCAAUAUUCAGACUCUAGCUGUGGCAGCGAUUGUGUGGAUGGCCUCAGGAAUGUUUUCCCUGCACUCAGGAGGAGUGCAUCUGAGUUUUCCAGUCUGUACCGGACCAUGCAUCACAUCCAGCGGCCCAGCUCAGCUGGCUGCAGCCCCCAUGGCAGCGUCCGGAGCCUGACCUCCCUAUUUGAGAAGACAAAGGCUGAGGAGGGUGAAAGGUUAGAGGCAGAUGAUGGGGGUAACAUUUCAAGGGAUACUGUGUUGUCACGGGUCAGUGAGUUUGAGAUAAUCAUUCAGCGGUCCAGUUCGGCUCCAAGCCGUUCCUCCUCCCUGCCCACCCUGAACUCCAGCCAUAGCCAUAGCCCUGACCACACCCCCACCCACCUCUACAUGACAUCAGCAGUGUCGGCUGAGUCCCUUUUGGUUGCCGACACCACCCAGACAGACACCUGCACCCCAGUGGUGGGACAGGACAAGAAUUGUGAGGAGGAGGAAGAGGAGGAGGAGGCGUUCCCGCUGAACGGUUUAAAAGUAGAGGAGGCUCCAUCCUUCUCAGAGGAGGGACAUGACAUCAGCGCCGUGUCCCCCUCAAACACUGAGGUGGAGGUUGAGCAGAUCCUAAGUAAGUGUUCCCCAGAACUGACCCAGCAAAGCAUCAGUGGAUCAAAGAGUCCUGUAGCACUGCUUACAGCAUCCCCUCAGCAACACAACCACCUCCACCACCACCAACACCACCACCUGCACCACCUCAACCAUCAGCUCCUCCUCAGACCCAGUAAAUGCAAAGGCUCUUGCCCAGCCUCCUACACCCGCUUCACCACCAUCCUCAGACAUGAGAGGCAGCAGGCCACGACCCAACAGGAGAAGUGGGCACCUCUGGAGAAGAAAACCACGCUUCCUGGGAACCUCUUCCUCAUGGGCCCUGCUCCCUUCAAACCACGGAAGAACCUGCAGUCCCACCGGCGAUCCCCAUUAGCCACCAGGAUCACAAUGGUUCCCCAGAGGCCCAGCAGUCUGUCCCCUGAGCCUAGACCUCUAAUCCCUCAGCGCCUGUCCUCCCGAGAGGUCUUGGAGAGGCUGAGUAAUGGAGAUGGAGGCAACACUGACCGCCUGAGUAACGGGCAGAGAUUGGACACCAAUGGGAACCUACUGCAGCCGCUGGCAGCUCACCUCAGAGACUCGUCCCCAGCUCACGGAGAGGGCCCAGAUGAAGUGUUGCGAAGGCGUCAUGGGGACAAAGAGAAAAUCUUGGAGGAGCAGCGGCGGCUGAAACGGGAACAGGAGGAAGCUGACACAGCAUCGAGGCGACACACAGGCAUUGUCCCGACACACCACCAGUUCAUCACCAAUGAGCGCUUCGGGGACCUGCUCAACAUCACAGAUAACACAGAGAAAAGGAAAUCAGGCAUAGAGAGAACUCCAGCCAUGGCUCGCUUUGACUUUAGAGCAGAAAGUCUAAAGGAAUUACCGUUUCAAAAGGGAGACAUCGUGUACAUCAUUCGACAGGUGGAUCAAAACUGGUAUGAAGGAGAGCAUCAUGGGAGAGUUGGUAUUUUCCCCCGCAGUUAUGUCGAGCUUCUUCCCCCCACAGAAAAAGCCCAGCCAAAGAAAAGUGCCCCAGUUCAGGUUCUGGAAUAUGGAGAGGCUGUCGCCCGCUUCAACUUCAACGGGGACACAGUGGUGGAAAUGUCCUUCAGAAAGGGAGAGAGGAUCACGCUUAUUCGUAGAGUCGAUGAAAACUGGUAUGAGGGCAAAAUCUCAGGCACCAACCGCCAAGGCAUCUUCCCCGUCACCUAUGUCGAAGUGAACAGAAAACCCCGCGUCAAGAACGGCAUGGAGUAUAGCGACCCCCCUGUCAGUCAGUCGCCUCAACGCAGCACCAACGCUUCUCCUCAGCUGUAUCGUAAUCGCCUCACCACCUCCCCUCUGCCCCUCCCUCGCUCCCCCCGCCGCUCUGUGUCCCCUGAGGUCCACGCUGUCUCCUCUGAGUGGAUCUCUCUGACUGUAGGAGGAGGAAGUCCUCCAGCUGCCCCCACCCCUCCUCUGCCGCCGCUGCCCACCGUGUCAUACCGCUGCGGCGAGUACCUGCCCCCACCAUUCUCUGUCAGUCCCGUGCCUCCCAUAAGCAGCAGUCCAUACUACAUCUCCCCUAUGGUGUCCCCAUCUGCCUCACCCCUGCCCCCGCCUCACCCACCCAGACCCAACUCCACCACUCCCUUCCUCACGUUCACACCACCUCAAGGAGAGGACUUCCUGCUCUCCCCUCCCUCACUCCAUCUGUCACGCAGCAUGAGUCCCUCUAGCGGGCCAGUGCUGGAGGGCUGGCUGAGGGGGGAGAAAGAGUUGACAGAGGGGGAAGGCACAGAGAGGGACAGGGGCCACACAGCCUUGGGCAGCAGGCAAAAUAGCCCUGCAGAGUUCAUGAAGAAUGAGGCUGACCAUCAUGGACGGAGCUCCAGAAGCCCCGUGAUGCUUUAUGACAUCCAGGAUAACAACAACAUUAACUCGUUCGCGGAGGCAGUGUGUAAUGAGAUCUUGAAUAUAGCUGAGACCUCGGUGAGGUACUGCAGCACCCUGUCCCACCACCCUCAUGACUCUGUUCAUAGACUGCUCCACCACCCCAGUAAACAAUCUCUCAUCAUUUCCCAGCAACCCCAGUCCCACAGCAGCAGUCCAGAGCCGAGUCGUCUUAACUGUGGAAUUUUCCAGGCUUUAUACAGUUACGUGCCACAGAACGAGGACGAGCUGGAGCUGCGGGAGGGAGAUCUCGUCAGUGUCAUGGAGAAGUGCGAUGACGGCUGGUUUGUCGGUACAUCAAAGAGGACAAAACAGUUUGGGACCUUCCCUGGGAAUUACGUGAAGGAGGUGAAACUGUAAAGAUAUCUAAUCUGGCUGUGACACAUGAUUGCCUGCCAAGCUUGGGAAGUCAUUACUAUCACGCAUGGCUGUUGGUUAGAGUAGACGUUUAGCCAGCCAGAACCGUUUGAUCAUGGAGAAAGUGAUGGAUUAAGCCUGAGGUAUGUCAAACUGCACGAGGCGAAGACAGAGACAGCUCACUGCCCAAACCUCAGUAACACUGUACAAUCAAAAUACGUCCAUCCCCACGUGUGGAAAUUCUCGGUCAAAAACCUAACACACUCUUGCUUUUUGUACAGACACUUGCUUUUCAUCUUGUCCUUGUAAUUCCACAGUACACAAGUGUUUACGUAACACCUCAGUCUGGAGGCCGGCAGCAGAGCUGAGUUUAUGGAUCAAAGAUAGGAUUAUUUUUACCUGAACUGGGAGAGGAGAAAAUAUAUUUUUGUUUGUUGUCGGGUUGGAGCUGUUUUAUCAUGAUCUACCUUUCAGGACAGGUUAUUUAAAUUCUAAGAAAAAAAAAACAAACAUUUUGUUGUCUGGAGUUUAAUGUGGUGAUUCAGUCUUUCACUCUUCACUGUGCAACAGACAAUUUGAUAGAUUUGAGGAAAAUCAUGUGAAUUUGGUGGUUUAUUUCUUUAAGGUCCUUUAGAGAUACUGUUCUGACAUAUCAUAUGUGCGUACGCUUUCUUUUACAUUUUCUGAAUCACCAUUAAGUCAGUAUUGGCUAGUUUUCAAGUAGCUUUCACACCUCUGUGUAACCAAAAGGUUUUAAAAACAGGUUCAGUAUUGCCUUCACUUUUAUCCAAGAGUUGUUAUACAAGAGUUGUUACAGUCAUGUGCAUGACUAGAAACUCAACAGUGUUGAAGUUUGCUUCACCUUUUUCUCUGUGGACAGUGCCACAUUUGUCUCGUGGUGGUGAAGAGAAACUGUGUACGUGUACAUCCUCUAUUUAUUUCUUCUUCUUUACCGUGUUUGCUGAUGGCUGCGGCCUGUAAGGUAGCUGCUGAUACACAGCCGGCUCCAGCUCAACCACAGAACAGGCGUGGUAGCUCUUAACUUCCUGUUCAGACACCUAGAAGAUAACAGUGGGUCACACUAAAAAAAAACUAUUAAUACCUUCUCAUGAAAGCUAGAGAGGUGUGGAAAAUAAUCGUACUGAUUUUCUGAGCAUAUAUUUUCAUUUUAACCUUGCCCUGACUGAUGAGAGUGUGUGUUUUAGCCCUGUAAAUGUGUACAGAAAAAACUUUAAGAGGCCUUCUAUAGAUAUGGCUACAUAUUUUCAUAUGUCUUGACUAUGACUCAUUACAGUUAGUGGAAUGAUUCAGUUUCAGAGGUCAGGAUUAGAACAGCAUGUACUGUAAAAAAAAUAAAAAUAGAAAUCAAUUAGAGAUUGACAAAUCCGAAUUGGAGCAUGAUACACUAUCAGCUAGCAGCUCUACAUUUGCAUUCAGUUGAAAGUAAACUGAAGUGACGAUAGGCUCAUCAGGUUGCUCUCUGAGCUUUAGUGGCUCUUUGUUGGAAGAGAAUGGUUUGAAUUCUGCUCUCACAGCUUCUUCCAUCAGAUCCUGGACACGCGCUGUCAGAAUAGCUCCUCUGCAUGCACAGGUAUUUCUUUUUUUUGCGUGCUUGUGUUUUCAUUAAAUUGCCCUCUGUCAUCGACUGGUGCAGCAGGCUCAUCGGCCCUCACUGGAGUUCUCAAAUAGUACUCGCAAAAUAAUUCUCUGUGCUUGUCGUGACCUGCUCGGAGCAGCAGAUGGGUGUAGUUUGUUGAACAACUGCUACAAAAAAAGUAUUUUAAAAUCGCUUUUGUCAGUGCCCGUGUAAACAAGCAGCCGAGUUCAAACGCUCUACACGGUCCACACAUUUCCACUUAAAUGGUGCCAGACUAUCACCUUUUAGUAUCGUAUACACAAUCCUACAGGCGUGAAAUAUAGUAAAGAUAAAACAAUAACGAUCACUAGACCUUCAAAGGUAUGUUUACUCUAUCAUUGGGUUUUGCAUCUGAAUGUGUAACCGUGAAUGCAGCUGUACGUGGCAAACCCACACAGUGAGUGAUAGAUGAAGUUUAGUCAUAGAUGAAGUGCUUUAUUGUUGUACUAAAAUCCAGUGGCCAACGAUGCUUCCUCCUUUCUGAAGUUUGCUACUGAGACGAGAUGAGCUGUUUUUCCUGAACAGAUUCUACAUUUGGAACACUUCCUCAGCAAAAUAAAACACAGAGUACAAUAAAUACACUGCACUGUUGGUUUGCUUUUAUAAAGAGCACUGACAAUGUUAAAGUAUUUUCCCUUCACUGCUGGCAAAAUAUUUUUGUCCCGCGUAGCUCCAGCUCCUCAAUACUUCAGUACUUUAUUCUUCCCUGACGGAACAAACGCGGAGACGUUUUCUGUCUCAGACACAAGACUGUUCGGUGACAAAACAAUCACUCAGUCCCAUCAUAGAUUGUCUCUGUGAUACUGUGCUCCCCUCAGACAUCACAGUGUGUAUGAAUGUAUGAUUAUAUGAAUGUGGUGCUGACUCUGUGCACACGAGCUGCAAACAAAGUCUGAGUUUAUAUUGUGAGUGAACGCAGACUGUUGAGCAGCCAGACACAAGAAGGCACACGAAGGACUGUAAAUAUGUAAGAUAAAAAAAAAGAAGAAAAGAAAACUGCGAGUGAUGUGAGCGUCACACUGAGCUCUCAGUUACUCACAGUGGUUUAUUUACCUGAAGGUUUUCUGGCAAAGCACAGAGUGGAGCAUUACUGAGCACAGGAGGUUUGACUCAUUAUGAACAUUACGCUGCCAUUGUGAGGGUCAUAAUGCCUUAUUUUAGAUGCAAAAUUGUGCCUCAUUUUCAUUUCAUUUCAUUUUUUUUGAGUAUCACUGAAAUGUAUUGAUGACAUAUUUAAUGUAACCAUUGUUCUCCCAUUAAUCCUUGUCUCUGUGAGAGGAGCACAUUUACUAAGAACUUGUCCAUUACCGUGCAAGUACCUGGGAGUGUGACACAAUGCUUCAACCUAAUGAUUAAUGAUCAUGAGAAUGGACUAGUUUAUAUGAGACACACAACCUGUAACAGGUUUGGUUUGUUUGCUUCAAUUUGCAGUGCUGUUUCAUUGACACUAUUAAAAUAAAGAUCCUAUACACUGCUGUGACUUCGGUAUUAUGCAAUAUUUAAUAAACCAUUUAAACUUU
This is a messenger RNA of Solea senegalensis (Senegalese sole), 7726 nucleotides long. RefSeq names its product sorbin and SH3 domain-containing protein 1. The record is from RefSeq and is a predicted model, not a curated record. Bases 119 to 4573 code for a protein of 1484 amino acids. Gene Ontology annotation, molecular function: protein binding. Gene Ontology annotation, cellular component: nucleus; cell-substrate junction; cytoplasm. NCBI's taxonomy places the organism in Eukaryota, Metazoa, Chordata, Actinopteri, Pleuronectiformes, Soleidae. Gene Ontology annotation, biological process: cell-substrate adhesion. The transcript has 28 exons.